Molecule: messenger RNA, 7821 nt
Organism: Camelina sativa (false flax)
Lineage: Eukaryota; Viridiplantae; Streptophyta; Magnoliopsida; Brassicales; Brassicaceae
Source: RefSeq, a predicted model, not a curated record
GAGAUUUGAUUUAUUUUUAACUUUAUCCUAUAAUAAAAACUAAAAAGCUCACUCUCGUAUCUAAUCGAAUUUAACUAAAACAAGCUAAAAACAAAUUUACACACAAACUGAGAGGGCAAAACAAAAAAGGGAGAAGAUCAAAGUAGAAAGGGGAAGAAAACUAAGCUUAAGUAAGACAAAAAUCUCGAAGAUCCAUGGCGGAGGAUUCUGUAUCUGUCUCGAUGGAUCGCACCUUGUUGUGUAAGAAGAACAAGGGGGUCCGAACCGAACCGAAACGGUGCAAGGAAGCAAGCAAAGCAAAAAAAAAGGCAAGAAGAUCUUUUUAGGUGUGUGAGAGAGAGAGAGGGGGACACGUGUCGGGAAAGGAGAGGUAGAGAGGUCACUCUCCGUUCCCGGUUCUUUCUGUCUCGUGCGGUGCGUUGUUUGUUGGUUUUGGUUGGUUGCCAUGUCAGAGUCCGUUCCCCUAUGAGCCCGGCGAAUCCGAAUCAUAUGCCUUUCUUUUCGCCAUGUCUCUCUCUCUCUCUAUCUAACCCCAAACCCCAUCUCCAAAGACUUGACCUCUCUCUCUCUCUCUCUCUCUAAUUUAUUUAUCGUUUCGCGUGUCGCCCUCUUCUUCUUCUCUCUCUCUCUCUUUCUCAUCAUCUCUCUCUUUCGUACCUCUCUCUCUCUCUCUCUUGUUCGAGGCCGUGCCCUAGAAGCCCCCCUUUCCCUUUCUCCAGGACUUCAAUCCCUAAUCGCCGGAUUUCGCUCGUUCCUUAGAUCAUCGGAGGACUCUUUUUUUACUUUUCUCUAUUCCGAUUUCAGAUUCCCAGAUUUUGUGGCAACAGAUUUACACAUGACGGUGUAUCCGGUUCUCUAUCAAGCAUAUGGUAUGAAAAGAGAAAUAGAAGAUGAAAGAUUCAGGCAGUGAAAUGAUUAAUAGAGAUUGGGUUAUGAAGCAGAAACGAAGAAAGCUUCCGUCUAUACUGGAUUUAUUAGACCAAAAAGUGGAAAGUUCAGUGGCUUUCGAGUCUCCGGAAUACAAUUCUUCCGCUAAACCAACUAAGCAUCGGCUUAGGACUGAUUCAACUCCUGAAAGGAACUCCUCUAAGAGGAAAGGAAAUGAUGGGAAUUAUUUUGAAUGUGUGAUCUGUGAUCUUGGUGGUGAUUUACUGUGUUGUGAUAGUUGUCCUAGGACUUAUCAUACCGAAUGCCUCACUCCACCUCUUAAGCGGAUUCCAAAUGGCAAGUGGAUCUGCCCUAAAUGUUCCCCUAACACUGAAGCACUCAAGCCUGUCAAUCGUUUAGAUGCGAUUGCUAAGCGAGCAAGAACGAAAACCACGAAAAGAAAUUCUCAAGCCGGACCAAAGUGCGAGAGAGCUUCUCAGAUUUAUUGCAGUUCUAUAAUCUCUGGAGAACAAUCUUCAGAGAAAGGGAAAUCUGUAUCGGCUGAAGAGAGCAAAUCCAUAGGAAAGGAAGUUUAUUCGUCCCCAAUGGAUGGUUGUUCAACUGCUGAGCUUGGUCAUGCAUCUGCGGAUGACCGACCUAAUUCACCUUCUCACGGAGAAGGUGAUAUGGGAAAACCUGCAGAUCUCUCUGAAUCUAAACUAUCAGAUACAGAGAGAAAUCAUGAAGCACCCGUGGAGAAGUUGGAACAUGCUUUCAGCGAGAUUGUGGAAAACAAGACAAUUGCUGAAGUGGAGACUGGAAAAGGUAAAAGGAAAAAACGAAAGCGUGAAUUAAAUGAUGGGGAAAGUGUUGAGAGGUUAAAGACUGAUAAGAAACGCUCGAAGAAAAGUUUUUCCAAAGUGGGUUCUUCUCAGAGUACCAAAUCACCGGAGUCUUCGAAAAAAAAGAAAAAGAAAAAUCGCGUGACUUUAAGAUCCUUGUCCAAAUCUCAGUCCAAGACGGAAAUACCAGAAAAAGUGAAGAAGCUUUCCAAGGAGGAACGUCGUGCAAUACGUCGCACAAAGAAAUCUUCUAGUUAUUUGGAUGAUAAAACCUCUCCUCCUGCUGGAAACCUCCAGGUUGAUCGCAUUUUAGGAUGCCGAAUCCAAGGUCUGACUAAGACCUCACUGUGUAGUGGUAUUUCAGAUGACUUGUGUUUUGAUAAUUUACAAGCUAAUGACCAGCGGGAUAGCUCUGUACACAAUACAAAUGCUGAAUUAUUAGUUGCCGAGGACAGAACAGAAUCUUCUUCUGAGACAGGUAAAAGUUCCAGGGAUUCACAUCUGAAGGAGAAAGAUAUGGACGAAUCUGCUUUAGGUACAGAGGGUAUGGAUGAGGGGAAAGAAGAGAUGCUUUCAGAAGACAAUUCUGAUGCCACAAUUAGUAGACAUGUGGAUAAUGAAGAUACAAAAGUUAGUGGAACACCUGUAUCUGUUGAGAGAGAAUUACUUGAAGAAGCACAUCAGGAAACAGGGGAAAAAUGCACUGUGGCUGGGGAAGAAGUUGAGGAGCCUGUAGCUGCUCAAACUUUAGAUCUUAUUGGCGAGACUGUGUCAUAUGAGUUUCUUGUUAAAUGGGUGGGAAAAUCUAAUAUUCAUAAUACUUGGAUUUCCGAGGCGGAGCUAAAAGGUCUUGCUAAAAGAAAACUAGAGAACUACAAAUCAAAGUACGGAACAACUGUAAUAAAUAUCUGUGAAGAUAAAUGGAAACAGCCUCAGCGAAUAGUUGCUCUUCGGGUUUCCGAAGACGGUAACCAAGAAGCUUACGUGAAGUGGACUGGCUUAGCUUAUGAUGAAUGCACGUGGGAGAGCGUGGAGGAGCCUAUUCUUAAAAGUUCAUCCCAUUUGAUAAAUCUAUUUCAUCAGUAUGAGCAGAAAACAUUGGAAAGGAAUAGUAAGGGUAAUCCCACAAGGGAAAGGGGUGAAGGUCAGCAAAGUGAAAUUGUUACCCUCACAGAACAACCUCAAGAGCUCAGAGGGGGUGCUUUAUUUCCUCAUCAGCUUGAGGCCUUGAAUUGGCUGCGUAGAUGCUGGCAUAAAUCGAAAAAUGUAAUACUUGCUGAUGAGAUGGGGCUUGGAAAAACAGUGUCUGCUAGUGCAUUUCUCUCCUCUCUUUAUUUUGAAUUUGGAGUUGCAAGACCUUGUUUAGUCUUGGUUCCACUUUCAACAAUGCCAAACUGGCUAUCCGAGUUUUCUCUUUGGGCUCCACUCCUUAAUGUUGUCGAGUAUCAUGGAAGCGCAAAAGGACGAGCCAUCAUUCGAGACUUUGAGUGGCAUGCUAAGAAUCUUACUGGGACGACCAAGAAGCCGACAUCCUACAAGUUCAAUGUCCUUUUAACUACUUAUGAAAUGGUUCUGGCUGACUCAUCUCAUCUACGUGGAGUUCCAUGGGAAGUUCUUGUGGUUGAUGAAGGGCAUCGUCUAAAGAAUUCGGAAAGUAAGCUGUUUAGCUUGCUCAACACAUUCUCUUUUCAACACCGUGUGCUUUUGACUGGCACCCCUCUUCAGAAUAACAUUGGUGAGAUGUAUAAUCUGCUCAACUUCUUGCAACCAUAUUCAUUCCCUUCUUUGUCUUCUUUUGAGGAGAGGUUCCAUGAUUUGACAAGUGCUGAGAAAGUAGAGGAACUGAAGAAACUUGUUGCUCCUCAUAUGCUUCGUCGUCUUAAAAAAGAUGCCAUGCAGAAUAUUCCUCCAAAGACUGAGAGGAUGGUCCCUGUCGAGUUGACUUCAAUCCAGGCGGAAUAUUAUCGUGCAAUGCUAACUAAGAACUAUCAGAUACUACGAAAUAUCGGGAAAGGGGUAGCGCAACAAUCAAUGCUUAACAUAGUGAUGCAGUUGAGAAAGGUGUGUAAUCACCCAUAUCUCAUACCAGGUACGGAGCCGGAGUCUGGGUCAUUGGAGUUUCUUCAUGAUAUGAGAAUAAAAGCGUCAGCCAAGUUGACUCUGUUGCACUCCAUGCUUAAGGUGCUACAGAAGGAAGGCCAUAGAGUUCUGAUAUUUUCACAGAUGACAAAGCUUCUAGACAUUCUGGAGGACUACCUGAAUAUAGAAUUUGGGCCUAAGACAUUUGAAAGGGUGGAUGGUUCUGUUGCUGUAGCUGAUCGUCAGGCAGCUAUAGCACGUUUCAACCAAGACAAAAAUCGGUUUGUUUUUCUGUUAUCAACACGUGCCUGUGGUCUUGGUAUCAAUCUGGCAACGGCUGAUACUGUUAUUAUCUAUGACUCUGAUUUCAACCCUCACGCUGAUAUCCAAGCUAUGAAUAGAGCUCAUCGAAUCGGACAAUCCAAACGACUUUUGGUGUACAGACUUGUCGUCCGGGCCAGUGUUGAAGAGCGCAUUUUGCAGCUGGCGAAGAAGAAGUUGAUGCUCGAUCAGCUUUUUGUAAACAAGUCUGGAUCCCAGAAGGAAUUUGAAGAUAUUCUACGCUGGGGGACUGAACAACUUUUCAACGACUCUGCUGGUGAGAAUAAGAAAGAUACAUCUGAAAGUAAUGGGAACUUAGAUGUAAUCAUGGAUUUAGAAAGUAAAAGUAGGAAAAAAGGUGGUGGCCUCGGAGAUGUUUAUCAAGACAAAUGUACAGAAGGAAAUGGGAAGAUUGUUUGGGAUGAGAUUGCAAUUAUGAAAUUGCUUGACCGGUCAAAUAUUCAAACGGUCUCCACGGAUGCUGCUGAUACUGAGUUGGAAAAUGAUAUGCUCGGCUCCGUAAAGCCUGUGGAAUGGAACGAGGAAAUAGCGGAAGAACAAGUUGAAGCUGAAUCACCUGCUCUGGUGACUGAUGAUGCUGAUGAACAGAGUUCAGAGAGGAAAGAUGAUGAUGUAGUAAAUUGUACUGAGGAAAAUGAAUGGGACAGGCUUCUGCGUAUGAGAUGGGAGAAAUAUCAGAGCGAGGAAGAAGCAGCGCUUGGUAGAGGGAAGCGUUUAAGAAAGGCUGUUUCAUACAGGGAAGCAUAUGCCCCACAUACCAGUGGACCUGUAACUGAGAGUGGCGGUGAAGAUGAGAAAGAACCAGAACCAGAACUUAAGAAGGAAUAUACACCUGCAGGGCGAGCCUUAAAAGAAAAGUUUACCAAGCUGCGAGAAAGGCAAAAGAACCUUCUUGCAAAAAGGAAUUCUGUUGAAGAUUCUUUUCCCAAUGGCAAUGAGGAUCAGGUAACUGAAGCAGCUAAUCAGGACGAAGAAAGCCCGACAUCAAUGGACUUGGAAGAUAGCAAAGCCAGCCAGCAAUGUGAUGCACAGAAAAGAAAAGCCAGUUCUUCAGAUCCUAGACCAGAACUUCCAAUCCAGCAUCAUCAUGGCGCAGAAUGUCUGCCACCUUUACCCCCAAACAACCUGCCAGUUCUUGGACUGUGUGCUCCUAAUUUUACUCAUUCUGAAUCCUCCCGGAGAAAUAUCAGGACCCCAUAUUCAGGUAGUAGACAGAACAGAACCAUAACAGGACCCCAUUUUCCUUUCAAUCUACCCCAAACAUCAAACAUGGUUGAGAGGGAAGCAAAUGAUCAGGAACCUUCUAUGAGUAGACUAAAACCACAGAACGUAAAGGAAGAACCUCAUCAGCAGCCUCCUAGUAAUAUGGAUGGUUGGCUUCCACAUCGUCAGUUUUCUCCAUCAGGGGAUUUUGAGCGUCCCCGAAGUUCUGGUGCUGCUUUGACUGAUUUCCAGGAGAAGUUUCCGCUACUUAACCUUCCUUUUGAUGAUAAGCUGCUUCCUCGAUUUCCAUUUCAGCCGAGAACCAUGGGAGCAUCGCAUCAAGACAUCAUGACCAGUCUUUCAAUGAGGAAAAGAUUUGAAGCUACCGGUCAUUCUAUGCAAGACCUAUUUGGCGUACCAUCAAUGCCAUUUCUACCCAAUAUGAAAAUCCCUUCUAUGGAUCCACCUGUCUUUAACCAACAAGAGAAGGAAUUACCGCCUUUGGGUUUGGAUCAGUUUCCAUCAGCUCUUCAAUCUAUUCCGGAGAACCAUCGCAAGGUGCUGGAGAAUAUAAUGCUAAGAACUGGUUCUGGAAUUGGACACUUACAGAAAAAGAAGACAAGAGUAGAUGCGUGGUCUGAGGAUGAACUAGAUUCUCUCUGGAUUGGGAUUCGCAGACAUGGGUAUGGAAACUGGGAGACAAUUCUUAGAGAUCCAAGGCUAAAGUUUUCGAAGUUUAAAACACCAGAGUACUUGGCAGCAAGGUGGGAAGAAGAGCAACGUAAAUUCUUGGAUAGUCUUUCAUCUCUGCCAUCUAAAUCAAGCAGAACUGAUAAGUCCACCAAAUCUUCCUUGUUUCCUGGUCUUCCCCAAGGAAUAAUGAAUCGGGCUUUGCAUGGAACUAGAUAUGCCACUCCUCCAAGGUUCCAAUCCCACCUCACAGAUAUAAAACUCGGAUUCAGUGAUCUAGCAUCUCCCCUUCCGUUAUUUGAACCAUCUGAUCACCUGGGAUUUCGAGGUGAGCCUUUUCCUCACAUUGCAAAUCUGUGCACUGACAAUCUUCCUGGUGAUCCUUCUGCUGGGACAUCUGAACGACCAGGGACAUCGACAAAUAUUCCCAAUGAGAAGCCUUUUCCACUCAACUCUCUUGGAAUGGGCAACUUAGGUUCAUUGGGUUUGGACAGUUUAAGUUCCUUAAACAGCCAGAGAGCUGAUGAAAAACGGGAUGCUAUUAAGCGUGGGAAACUACCCUUGUUUCUAGAUAUGCCGUUACCUCCAAUGUUUGAUUCAAGCAACAACGUGUUCUUGGGAAGAUCAGCCAAUCAAUCUUUCCUUAAUCCGAAUCGAGGGUUGAAUCUCUCCAAUCCUAUGGGGAAAGACAUAUUGGGAAUGAGCUCUUCAGAGAACAAGCUACCUCAUUGGUUACGGGAUGUUGUGACUGUUCCUACAGUGAAGUCACCUGAACCACCCACUCUACCUCCAACUGUGUCAGCUAUAGCGCAAUCAGUCCGCGUUUUAUAUGGUGAAGAUUCAACCACCAUUCCACCGUUUGUGAUCCCAGAGCCGCCGCCUCCUGCUCCUAGAGAUCCAAGACACAGUCUGCGUAAGAAAAGGAAACGUAAAUUGCAUCCAUUGAGUCAAAAGACUACAGACAUUGGUAGAAGCAGCCACAAUGCUGUAGAAAGCAGCUCUCAAGGCAAUCCACUAACAUCAUCUACUCCUCCCUUGCCUCCACCUUCUCUAUUGGGUGAAACUUCAGGCUCUUCCCAACCCAAUUUACCUCCUCACAACCUAAGCAGCACAGAACCACAGUCCUCUGAGUCAAUCAGAUUACCACCACCUGAAGAAGAUACUUUCAUAGCAGCAACGCCAUCUGAAGCACCAGGACCUAGUCUAGAGGGAAUCACUGGUACGACGAAGUCAAUCUCGCUAGAGAGCAAAAGCUCUGAACUUAAAUCUACCAACCAAUGUGGAGACUUAGAUCCAGAAACUGAUGAGAAAAUGGAGUCUGAUCGAACCCCGCUUCAUUCAGAUAAACCUUUAGAUGAGAAACAAGAAUCUGAAAAUGCAUUGAACAAGCAGUGUGAGCCCAUAGAGGCUGAAAGUCAAAACACCAAUGCAGAGGAAGAAGAAGAAUCCAUGAAGAUGGUUUCUGAUAAUUCUCCUGGUGAAGAAUGAAACCUUCGAUCAGAUUGCAAUGAAAUUACCAGUGUUGCUUUUUUUUUUUUAGGUCUUUGUAAUCGAAACUUCACUGCUAUUAAGUAUUAAGUUUUGUAGGUAUGACGCAAAUCAGUGAAGAAGCAGUAUAUGUAUUUGAGACUACAUUUUUAUCUUUGGUUAAAUUCUAUUUGAUUGUAAAGCUUGUGUAAGAGAAUUUAGUGAUCUAACUGGUUGUUUGGAUUGUGUAAACCAGACACUUUAGAUUGUAAUGCUUAGUGGAAGAGAUCUUUAAUUCUUGCUGUUGGAAUUUCAAUUCCGGUUUAGCAGA